AUGGUCUCCCAGUGGGAGUUGGAGAACUCCGAUGCCACAACUCAAAGUGAUGAUGAUGUGAGCGACGAUGAUUUGUGCUACCCAAGAGCAGCACCCAAGAGAGCGCGGUACCAGAGUGAGAACGAUGGAAUCGGAGGAAGGCCUUUAUUGCCAGAACAUUUGAAGCUGGCCCGCAACUCAGAGCGGACUUCUGGACGCAUAACGCAGGAGGUGAUACCGGUUUCAGACGAGGAAUUUGAUGAUGUAGCUGGUUUCAACGAUGGCGCAGCCACCUAUGAGAAAUUCAAAAAUAGAAGGCAACUCAAGCGCAAGAGAGCCGCCGCCAGAACACGCAAAACUAAAGGCGCAUCUGGAAAUCCUAUUGUCGGCAAGCGGCCAAACAGAACGGGAGCUAAUACAUCCCGCAAACGUCAGCGGCAAUUAAGGGAGUACGGAGAAUUAUCUUCUGAUGACGAUAUGAUGGAAUACAUGCUCCCGAGUUAUAUUCAAAACCGCCGCUCAACAUUUGACAAGAAAAUAACCUUUCUGAAAGAGGCAGGAUUGAAGCUACCCCCAAGUUUUGACGAUGUUGAGUUCUCUGAUGACGAAAACCUGGAGGCUCUGAGCGAGAAGCCGAAUUUUCAGAACGCCACUCCGUCGCGGAAGUAUGAAGACAUACAACUCCCUUAUUCUCUGGGCUUGAUUCCAGCUCCGAUUGCACAAUGGCUACGGGAUUAUCAAGUCCAGGGGGUUGAAUUUCUACAUGAAUUAUUUGUUUACCAAAAGGGAGGGAUCCUUGGAGAUGACAUGGGCUUAGGAAAAACAGUGCAAAUUAUAGCGUUCUUGACUGCAGCAUAUGGGAAAACAGGAGAUGAGCGGGAUGCUAAACGUAUGCGGAAGAUGAGGCGGAGGGGAGACAGAGUUUGGUAUCCUAGAACUCUGAUUAUUUGUCCCGGGACCCUUUUGCAAAACUGGAGAUCGGAAUUGGAUCGAUGGGGGUGGUGGCAUAUUGAGGUAUAUCAUGGUGCUGGGAAGGAGGAGGCUUUGCAAUCUGCCGCCGCCGGAAGACUGGAGAUCAUGCUCACAACCUACAAAACAUACGUGCUCAAUAAAGACGCUCUGAACAUGGUUGAAUGGGACUGUAUUGUUGCAGAUGAGUGCCAUAUUUUCAAGGAAAGGAAAUCGGAAACCGCCCAGUCGAUGAACGAAAUCAACGCUCUUUGCCGGAUUGGCCUUACUGGCACAGCAAUCCAGAACAAAUACGAAGAGCUCUGGACACUGCUCAACUGGACCAACCCCGGGAAAUUUGGCCCGGUGUCCACGUGGAAAUCCACGAUUUGCGAGCCGUUGAAAUUAGGACAGUCCCAUGAUGCAACAGUAUACCAGCUUAGCAAAGCGAGGAAAACUGCAAGGAAGCUUGUUGAGAACCUGCUACCCCCUUUCUUCCUCAGGCGCAUGAAAACGCUUAUCGCAGACCAAUUACCGAAGAAGAGUGAUCGAGUUGUAUUUUGUCCCCUCACGCCUACCCAAGCUGACGCAUACGAGAGGGUUUUGGAUAGUGAUAUCAUUGAGUAUAUUAAAACUUCAUCCGACAAGUGUCACUGCGGAUCAGGCAAGAAGUCUGGCUGGUGUUGUCGUAUGCACUUACCUCAAGGUGGGAAGUGGCAAAGUUAUGUCUUUCCAGCAAUUUCGAACUUGCAAAAGCUCAGUAACCACCUCGCAAUUCUUAUUCCGCAAUCACAAGAUCCAACAGAGAAGCAAGACAAAGACCUGGAGAUGCUUCAGAUCGCUCUACCGGACCAGUGGCGACAGUUAUAUGCUACUAGAGAUUCGAUCCUUAACUACGCAAACCACGAGUUUUGCGGAAAGUGGAGGGUGCUGAAGAAGCUUCUCAGGUGGUGGCAUGGCAAUGGUGACAAGGUCCUUGUCUUUUCCCAUAGCGUUCGACUGCUUAAAAUGCUUCAGAUGCUUUUCAAGCAUACCAGCUAUAAUGUCAGUUAUUUGGAUGGUGCUAUGAGCUACGAGGACAGAGCAAAAGUCGUUGACCAUUUCAACGCCGAUAUUCGGGAAUUUGUAUUUCUGAUCUCUACCCGGGCUGGUGGAGUAGGCCUAAACAUUACCUCUGCCAACAAAGUCGUUGUUGUCGACCCAAAUUGGAAUCCCGCGUAUGACCUCCAGGCACAGGACCGUGCAUAUCGUAUUGGGCAAGCUAGGGAUGUGGAGGUUUUCCGGUUAGUCUCUGCGGGCACGAUUGAGGAAAUUGUUUAUGCCCGCCAAAUAUACAAGCAACAACAAGCAAACAUCGGGUACACGGCCAGCACUGAACGGCGGUACUUCAAAGGAGUCCAGGAGAAGAAGGACAGGAACGGCGAGAUAUUUGGGCUCUCUAACAUGUUCCAGUAUCAAGGUGACAGCAUUGUCCUAAGAGACAUCGUCAAUAAGACAAACGUGGCAGAAAGCAAGGUCGGCGUUAAAAUUGUCGAUAUCGAGUUGGAGGACACCAAGGAUGGACUUGAUGAACAACCCUUGCCUUCACCCAAAGGUGAGGAGGAGGACGGUGCAAUGAGUCAACUAGCGGCUAUGAUCCGGGGUGAGGAUCCUGCAACGAAUAACAAUACCAAAAAUGCUGUCCCAGCAAAACAUGACCCAAUCCAAGCCAUAUUAGUCCGAGCGGGCGUUGAAUAUACACAUGAGAACUCUGAAGUCAUUGGAUCGUCAAAAAUCGAGGAACGCCUUAGUCGUCGUGCUGAGAUGGCAAUUGAUGGGACCAGCUUUGGUGAGGAGCAGGUCUUCGAAGCCUCUCAAGAUGACCUUACUUUGCCCCUUGACGCUAAAUAUGGUAGAAAGCAUGUUCUGUUUAAAUAUCACCCACCUGAGGAUGUAAAGAGGCGCCAGUUUUGCAGUAUGUCUAAGCGGUUUGGAUUUGAUAACCCGACCGAGUUUGCCCUAGUUGUUGAGAGCAUGACACAGGCACAGAGGAGGAGUUAUUUGGCCAGAUGGUAUCGAGAGCGUCAGGCCGCGCUGAUGAGCGGGAUGAAUACGCCGAUCAAGAAUAAUGAUGAUGGUGAUGAUGAUGCGAAUCUGUUGCAGAGUAUACCGCAAGAGGAGCCUCCAGGCUGA
Molecule: messenger RNA, 3099 nt
Organism: Histoplasma capsulatum G186AR
Lineage: Eukaryota; Fungi; Ascomycota; Eurotiomycetes; Onygenales; Ajellomycetaceae
Product: CHR9/SNF2/SWI2
Exons: 2
Coding region: 1-3099 (1032 amino acids)
Molecular function (GO): ATP binding; ATP-dependent chromatin remodeler activity
Source: RefSeq, a predicted model, not a curated record